ACGAGGCUGCCCUCCUUAAAACGUAGCAUCGUCCAGAGUCGAAAUUCGCUUCGAUACAUGGAAACAACGGAACCUUCCCUAGACCCCUCCUCUAACCCUAACGACGUCGCAUCCGGCGUCUCUUCGCCGGAUACUGACGUCACUUUAUCCGCCAGUGCAACCCCGUCCGAUAACAAUCUCCAGAACUCACCGGAAAAUCACUCUCCACCUCCCAAAACUACGCCCGAAGCUCCCGUUUCGGACUCCCAAGAAGACACCUCCUCCGACCCCAUCCAAGAAGACAACCUCGAUGAACCGCCCCAAAACCCUAACCCGAGCGAACCCGGACGAACUGAACCCGGCCCGCCUCCCAAGAAGCGUCGCCGAAGGAAGAAAUUCUUCACGGAGCUUAACGGCAAUCCAUCUCUCGCCAGGAAUCGCCGGUCCGACAUAGCGAAGGACGUCGACGUCGAAGCCCUAAUCGCAAUCUCGGUUGGCUUCCCGGUUGACUCGCUCACCGAGGAGGAGAUCGAAGCUAACGUUGUCUCCACCAUCGGUGGAGUCGAGCAGGCCAACUACAUCGUGGUCCGGAACCACAUUCUCGCUCGGUGGCGAUCCAACGUGUCCGUUUGGUUGACCCGGGACCAUGCGCUCGAGUCCAUUCGGUCCGAGCACAAAGGCCUCGUUGACUCGGCCUACCGAUUUCUUCUCAACCACGGUUACAUAAACUUCGGGCUCGCGCCCGCUAUUAAAGAAGCGAAACUGAGGUCAUUUGACGGAAUCGACAAGAGCAAUGUGGUAAUCGUUGGUGCGGGUCUCGCCGGUUUAGUCGCAGCGAGGCAAUUGGUCUUUAUGGGGUUCAAAGUCGUAGUCUUGGAAGGUAGGGCGCGGCCGGGAGGGCGCGUGAGGACGAAGAGAAUGCAGAGUGAAGGCGUCGAGGCCGCAGCAGAUCUUGGUGGGAGCGUCCUUACCGGAAUAAACGGCAACCCGCUCGGGGUUCUCGCAAGGCAAUUGGGAUUGCCGCUUCACAAGGUGAGAGAUAUUUGCCCAUUGUAUUUACCUGAUGGCGAAGCGGUGAACCCAGAAACUGACUCUAAAGUUGAGGUUUCGUUCAACAAGUUGUUAGAUAGAGUGUGUAAACUUAGACAUGAUAUGAUAGAGGAAGUGAAAUCGGUAGAUGUUCCAUUAGGGACUGCUCUCGAAGCUUUUCGGCGUGUUUAUAACGUUGCCGAGAACCCGCAAGAGUGCAUGCUGUUGAAUUGGCAUCUUGCUAAUUUGGAAUAUGCGAAUGCUUCGUUGAUGUCUAAUUUGUCGAUGGCGUAUUGGGAUCAGGAUGAUCCGUAUGAGAUGGGAGGUGAUCAUUGUUUUAUCCCUGGGGGAAAUGAGACAUUUGUCCGAACCCUUUGCGAGGACCUUCCCAUUUUCUUCGAAAGGACUGUGGAGAGUAUCAGGUACGGGACCGAUGGGGUCUUGGUUUAUGCCGGUGGGCAGGAGUUCCGUGGGGACAUGGUCCUUUGCACGGUGCCAUUGGGCGUGCUUAAGAAGGGAACGAUCGAGUUCUUUCCAGAUCUUCCUCUGCGAAAGAAAGAGGCAAUUCAGAGAUUAGGAUUUGGGUUGCUAAAUAAGGUUGCCAUGCUGUUCCCGUAUAAUUUCUGGGGUGGUGACAUUGAUACGUUUGGGCAUUUGACGGAAGAUCCCAGUAUGAGAGGCGAGUUCUUUUUGUUUUAUAGCUAUUCUUCUGUAUCUGGAGGCCCACUUCUUGUUGCACUUGUGGCUGGAGACGCCGCAAUCAAGUUUGAGAUGAUGUCACCUGUCGAGUCUGUGAGAAGGGUGUUGGACAUAUUGAGGGGUAUCUUUCAUCCGAAAGGUAUUGCUGUUCCAGAUCCAGUUCAGGCAGUCUGUACGCGCUGGGGGAAGGAUCAAUUCUCAUAUGGGUCUUAUUCUUAUGUUGCAGUUGGGUCUUCGGGAGAUGACUAUGAUAUUCUUGCUGAGAGUGUUGGAGAUGGGAGGGUGUUCUUUGCAGGAGAGGCAACUAACAAACAGUACCCAGCAACAAUGCAUGGAGCUUUUCUUAGUGGGAUGAGAGAAGCUGCAAACAUACUGAGAAUGGCCAAGAGGAGGUCAUUGAUUCCGGCUGAUAAAUUAAAUAAUGUUAGAGAUGAAAGUGACGAUUUGAAUAAAUUGUUUGAGAGCCCUGACCUGACAUUUGGGAGCUUCUCAGUUUUGUUUGAUCCAAGAUCAAAUGACCUUAAUUCUAAUUCAUUGUUAAGAGUGAAAUUUGGAGGGGAGAGACUGAACUCUGUCUGUAUCUGUCUGUUCGGCUUGAUUUCAAGGAACCAGGUCAUUAAACUGAGUGAGGUUGAUGGAGAUGGUAACAGGAUGAGGAUGUUAAAUCAUGACUUUGGGGUCAGGUUGGUUGGUAGGAAAGGCUUAUCUGGUGCUGGGGAAUCUCUAAUCUCCCAUGUAAGAUUAGAUAGAUCCAACCUAAAUGGUGAAUCUAAAGAUGGUGCUGGCAUAGAUAAAGGGGAGCAUCGAUUGAUAGGUGGGAGUUUCUAGCUCAUCUUCUCUACUUUGGAGGAUAUGCCUUUAGACUAGCCGGAGGGGGAGUUCACUGUCAUUGGGGUGAGAAGUGCGCGUGAAUAUGCGUGCUCAAAUGAGUACAUAUGAAUUUGGGAGUCGAUUGGUCCCAUUUUUUUUUAGUGCCUUUGAUUAAUUAUAUAAACUUCCCUUUGGGACUGCAAGAUUUUUUGGAGUAACUAAUUGGGAACUGUGUGUUUUCUUAGAUUAUUGUAAAUCUCAUCAUUCAGUUGAAUUGCA
Messenger RNA from Juglans regia (Persian walnut), 2796 nucleotides. RefSeq names its product lysine-specific histone demethylase 1 homolog 1. The record is from RefSeq and is a predicted model, not a curated record. The coding region runs from base 58 to 2535 and encodes 825 amino acids. Gene Ontology annotation, cellular component: nucleus. NCBI's taxonomy places the organism in Eukaryota, Viridiplantae, Streptophyta, Magnoliopsida, Fagales, Juglandaceae. Gene Ontology annotation, molecular function: protein binding; oxidoreductase activity. The transcript has a single exon.